AUGUGUAGCAACGAAAGUUCAACGAACACCAAUCCACGAUUACCCAUGCCAUUUGCCUUAGAUCCUAACGGUCCGAGGGCUCUUUUGCCCUUAGAUCAUUAUAGAUUACAGCUUUACCAAUAUGCUGUUGCAGAGAGAUUAAGAUAUCCACUUUUAAAUGCGUUUCCAUCUCCUUUAACGUGCUAUCCACUAUUUCCGCGGGCUUUACAACCCGAAGAACCGAAGCCACAGCAUAGCUAUAUUGGACUUAUAGCUAUGGCAAUUUUGGGCUCGCCCGAAGGCAAAUUAGUGCUUUCCGACAUUUAUCAGCAUAUUUUGGAUAAUUACCCAUAUUUUCGUACCAGAGCCCCAGGUUGGAAAAACUCAAUUCGCCAUAAUUUGUCAUUAAAUGACUGUUUUAUAAAAGCGGGACGAAGUGCAAAUGGAAAAGGACACUACUGGGCAAUACAUCCCGCAAACAUUGAAGACUUCCGAAAAGGAGAUUUUAGAAGGCGAAAGGCUCAAAGGAAGGUGCGGAAACAUAUGGGUUUAGCUGUAGAUGAAGACGGUGCAGAUUCACCAAGCCCUCCACCUCUAUCAGUAAGUCCUUCAGUCUUACCCGGACCUUCAACAUCAGUGUUUCCUUCGUCUGCGUCCGUAAGAAGUACUAGAAAAAGGCAAUUUGACGUCGCUUCUCUACUAGCUCCAGAUUCGGGGGAAGAAACUGCAGAAGAAGAUAUCGAUGUAGUGUCUAGUGAUCAACAGGACCCAACAGAAUCGAGAACUUGGCCGAUGUUUCCAAUAGUAAACUAUUAUCAGGCGUUAUUGCAAUCAAGACCUAGUGCUGCUCCGGAUCCGACGCAUACCGUGAGUCCUGAUUCUUCUUAAAACCAAAUUUAGUUUUUACAACUUGUAUAUCUGCAAAUAUCAGUGAUAACAUUAAUUAAAACUAUAUCGAAAGUUAGAGGUUAUCAAAUUGAAUUUUUUUUUAAUAUAAUUUUAAUCUUUUUAGCAAAAUGUUAUCCAUUGACAUUUACAAGUCUAGAGAAGUGUGUAUAUAUAUGUAUAAUUUAA
This is a messenger RNA of Anthonomus grandis grandis, 1053 nucleotides long. RefSeq names its product forkhead box protein L3 (gene fd102C). The transcript has a single exon. The coding region runs from base 1 to 867 and encodes 288 amino acids. The record is from RefSeq and is a predicted model, not a curated record. Gene Ontology annotation, biological process: cell differentiation; regulation of transcription by RNA polymerase II; anatomical structure morphogenesis. Gene Ontology annotation, molecular function: DNA-binding transcription factor activity, RNA polymerase II-specific; RNA polymerase II cis-regulatory region sequence-specific DNA binding. Lineage: Eukaryota; Metazoa; Arthropoda; Insecta; Coleoptera; Curculionidae.